Molecule: messenger RNA, 1098 nt
Organism: Pyricularia oryzae 70-15
Lineage: Eukaryota; Fungi; Ascomycota; Sordariomycetes; Magnaporthales; Pyriculariaceae
Exons: 2
Coding region: 1-1098 (365 amino acids)
Source: RefSeq, a predicted model, not a curated record
AUGAACCGCUGGAACCUCGGGCUGCCAUUUUCCAAGUGCGGCGAGCCGGCGUGCCCACAAGUCGUCAACCUGCAAAGAUGCUCGGCGUGCAAGGCGGUGGUCUACUGCAGCCGCGACCACCAAGCCGCUGACCGACCGCGGCACAAGUCGUGCUGCGUCAUGGUCAAGAAGCAGAUGGUGGCGUACGAGGCCGAGGCGUCAAAGGUGCGGGAGCGCAUCGCCCCCGGGGAGCAGGGGCAGGUGCUCGGGACGCAGGCGACCAACUUUGGCGUCAGGGCGCUCAGCGAAAUGUUCAUCGCCAUCGCGGGGUCCACGACGCAGGUGCCGCGGUCGUACCUCCAGGCGCGCUUCGACCUCAUCACGGCGCUGCUCAACAUCCGCACCGGGGAGGCCGUCGAGGCCGCGCUGGGACACGCCAUGGCCAUGCUGCACGCGGACCGGGGCGACGUCCUCAGCGUCCGGAGCACGGUGCCGACGCUGCUGCUGCGGCUGGGCCGGGACCAGGAGGCCUACGACUUUGUCAAGUGGUACGAGCGGGUGCCGCGCGACACGUACAGGUGGGGGGAUCCCGCCGAGCCGUUCCUCAACCUGACAAACGAGGACGUGACCGAGGAGUGGGACGACCUGGCGCUGAGGAGACUGGGCGUCGACAAGCUCCCCUUGCUGACCUCGCUCGUUCUGCUCAAAGUCCGCCUGGCCCUGGACCUGGCCAACCUGACCGACUUUGUGGCGAAGAGACGAGACGCGGGCCGCGAAGAAGACGACGACCUGCUCGGGGCAAAAAGGGAGUGGGUCCGGGAGAAAGCCAUGAGCGGCGUGCUGCACAGCCGCCAAGACCUGGUCGGCGCAUGCGGGAGCAGUCGAGGGGAGGCGCUGCAGGAGAGCAACAGGGCGCAGAUCAAGAAGCUGAUCGCCGCCACGACGGCCAGGAACAAGCACUACUGGCCGGCCCUGCACAACCCGACCCAGUACAGCCACGAGUCACCGACGGUCUACGCGCGGGGAUCAAGGGAAGAGGUCAUCUUGGCCUUCAGAGAGACGUGCCCUGCUGCGCUCUUGCCGGGCUGGGUAGCGUUUACCAACAGGACCAAGGUGUGA